GCAGCACCAUUCGGAGCAGCAUCUCAUCAGUGUGCAGCCACCGGUUGGCACGCGCUCGUCUCUCUGCCUCCUACCGGAUGAUGACCGACUGCUUCACGUUUUUUAUGGACUUUUAGAGGCUUUUAUUCCGUUUCUGAGCCUCUCUGCUGACAGAGUGGCUUCCUGCUGGCGGCAUGAACACUUUAAUGGCCUGUAAGCAAACUUUUGGUUCUUCACAGGAGAUAAAGUGAAUUAGGCCUCUGGUCCGGUUGUGGUUCCUCUCUGGUUGAUCAGACUCAUUAGGUUGCUGGCGGCUCAGGCAGAAGCAGCUCUGAGCCAGUGGAGGACACGGACACCACCAGCUUUAUGACAGAGAUUUCGUUGGAGGCCAAUUAUCCUGUUCAAGUCACAGAUCCUCACGAUGCUGUGACGCUCCACCUCAGCUCCAUGCCCUCCAGAUACCUGAGCCCCUCCUCUGAAGACAGGAUAAGACAGCCAGUUGAAGAUGUGGAGGAAUGCACCUGUCCAUCAUCUACUUCACCAGACUGCCCCAAACAGCUGCAGCUACUGAACAGUCCCUGUGAAAAGUGCUGCUGUCCCGCCCCUCCUCCCAAGAUCAGCGACCUCAUGAACGACAAAGACCUGCUGGACGUACUGCGGCUCAAACUGGAUCCAAACCAUUGCACCAUCAAAAACUGGAAGAACUUUGCCAGCCGCUGGGGGAUGAGCUACGAUGAGCUGACCCUGCUGGAGCACCGGACCCAGGGCUCCCUGUAUCACAGCCCCACGCAGGAGUUCCUGCUGCGCUACAACCAGAAGACGGUCACUGAGCUCACCGAACUUUGUCGCUUCUAUCAGCGCAUCGAUGUGCUGCGACUGCUACAGAGCUGGAUAGAAAAGGACUGGCCCUCACGCUGGCAGCAGGCUCACUAACCUCUCAGAAUCUCCGUAUUUAUCUUGUUUUUCCUGCUGGGGGGGUACAUGUUUAGGAAUUAUUCUUGGACUCAAGCUACAAUCCUUUUAGCUAAAUAUUUACUAAACAUCUGGAAAACAAAACAACUAUGAAUGAACUGGAACCCAAGAGUUUCAGAUAGACCCACAGCUAAGUGUUGAUACUCAAGCUCUGAAAACGUUGUUCUCCUUUACUGAUUCCUAAAAAAAAAAGUACAUAUGAUUUAUGUAGAGGUCCUAACAUCUCAUCUUUACUGACCACCGUUAGACGGGUUUAGAGAAAUGUUGAUUUAUAAGAAGUUCUUGUGGUUACACUAGAAUUACAGCAUCUCAUGAACAAAGCAGUCACAUCUCCAGUGCUGGUCCUUCUCGACCGCAUGACUUCCAGAUCCUUCUCGACUUCCAGAUCCUGACUGGUUUAGCUCAUUCUUCAUCACCAGCAUUAGGUUUGUGUUUGUCCUCCUGCCUCUGGCACCACAAGUUCUCAGUGGGAUGAAGGUCUGGGUAAUUUCCUGGACCUGGAUCAGCAUGUAGAAGUUCAGGUCCUGAUCCACUUAGUUCUGGCUAAAUCCCUCUGGCCCGGUGCUCCAUCAUGCUGGAGAAGACAUUGUUCAUCGCCAGCUGUUGUUGGGUGGCUGGAGGAGCUCCUCUGGGAUGAUGUUUAGGUACCAUUCUUUAUUCAUGGCUGUUCUGAAGCUGAACUAAGUGAGUCAACCUCCUUGGCUCAGCGCAUUUUAGAGUUUAUGCAAACAGCGGUUAUUAAAACUGAGGCAGCAAACUUUGUGAUGAUUGUUGGUUUUAUUUUUGUUUUGGCCUGGAGGUUAAAGCUGUUACCACUCAGCAGAGGUGACCUGAGGUAUGCAGCUGUGAGGACUGCAUAUGAGCCGGUGUCUUCUGUCCAUUCAGGUCCUGCUGUUCUGAAGCACGCUGCCGUUUGAACAUGACUCAGUGAGUCACUCAUGAAUAAGUUAAAAACUCUGAAAAGUACCAACAAGUUGCAUUUCUGAUUUACCAGCGCUGCCAUAAAUAUAUAU
This is a messenger RNA of Nothobranchius furzeri (turquoise killifish), 1964 nucleotides long. It is a transcript of the gene edaradd, whose product is annotated as EDAR-associated death domain. Gene Ontology annotation, molecular function: protein binding. Gene Ontology annotation, biological process: signal transduction. Lineage: Eukaryota; Metazoa; Chordata; Actinopteri; Cyprinodontiformes; Nothobranchiidae. The record is from RefSeq and is a predicted model, not a curated record.